This is a messenger RNA of Equus quagga, 976 nucleotides long. RefSeq names its product chromatin accessibility complex subunit 1 (gene CHRAC1). Gene Ontology annotation, molecular function: protein heterodimerization activity. Gene Ontology annotation, cellular component: nucleus; CHRAC. Bases 105 to 503 code for a protein of 132 amino acids. The transcript has 3 exons. Lineage: Eukaryota; Metazoa; Chordata; Mammalia; Perissodactyla; Equidae. The record is from RefSeq and is a predicted model, not a curated record.
CGGGACGCCGCUCCCGCACCGACCGUGUCGGCCGGCCACCUCGCGGUGGGCGGUGGCGCGCUCGCGGGCGGUCCCGGCGGCCGCCACGGGGAAGGGGCGCGAAGAUGGCGGACUUGGUCGUGGGCAAAGAUAAGUGCGGAGAGCAGCGGCUCGUGUCGCUGCCCCUGUCCCGCAUCCGGGUCAUCAUGAAGAGCUCCCCCGAGGUGUCUAGCAUCAACCAGGAGGCGCUGGUGCUCACGGCCAAGGCCACGGAACUCUUUGUGCAAUAUCUAGCCACCUAUUCCUACAGACAUGGCAGUGGAAAAGAAAAGAAAGCGCUCACUUACAGUGACUUAUCACAUACUGCAGAGGAAUCGGAAACUUUUCAGUUUCUUGCAGAUAUAUUACCAAAGAAGAUUUUAGCUAGUAAAUAUCUGAAAAUGCUUAAAGAGAAGAGGGAAGAUGACGAGGAGGAGGAGAAUGACAACAAUGGUGACAGUGAUGACGAUGAAGCCGAAUCCUAAACCAAAAAAGAAGUGCUUUAGAAAUCAGCCUGGUGAAGACCCUCCCGGAUUAGCGCUGCUGCUUUGAAGCAAGCACAACACCGUGCGACUGUAGUCUCUCCGCUUUUCAGAGACUCCAAGUGCAUAGCAUUCUUUCCUGGCUGAGAUCGAGCAUCUAAUGCACCUCCACCAUAAGUAGCUGAAAGGGAAGUAAGCCCGACACAGCCCCUCUGACGGGCCCACACUGCAGUCGGAGGGCACCAAGGAAGAGCUGUCUGUACAGUCGGGCACCGCCAGCCCAGCCGCUGCAGCCGUGAGCAGUGGACGCAAAGACAGUCUUGCUUAACUUGUUAAUUUACAGAUAGAUUUUGAAGAGCUUCUAAAUAUCAGUUGUGUAAAUUCAUAUAUGUAUAUUUUGAAAUUCUUGUAAACAAGUAGAUGCAAUUUUAGCUAAAUAUGUAGUUUAUGGUUAGGAUUUUACAUUUGAGUUUUUG